AUGGAUCGAGUUCAAGUCUUUCUGCGUAUCAAAGGCAAGAAAUCAGAUACCCCCUUUUCUUUUACCGAUCGUUCUAUUCUAGAUAGCACAACUAUAUAUGAAUUUGAUCAAGUAUUUUAUGGUCCAGAUCAGUCUCCAGUCUAUUCAAGCAUCUCUUCUUUAGUCAAACUGGGUCUGAAUGGUACAAAUGUAACUAUCUUUGCUUAUGGCCAAACCGGCAGUGGCAAAACCUAUACCAUGGAAGGCACAACCGAAAAUCAAGGUGUAAUUCCACGGGCAAUAGAAGAGGUCUUUGCUGCCCAACCCUGUAAAGUUCAUAUCUCGAUGGUUGAAAUCUACAAUGAAAAAGUAGCCGAUGUACUUUGUCCCGAGAAUGUUGUUAAUGUCCGUGAAGACAAACUUGGAGUUGGUUUAGAGCCACUAACCCUAAUAGAGUGUACUGAUAAGUCCCAAGCCUUAGCUGCCCUUACUCGUGGUUCAGCCAAUCGCAAAACCGAUUCUAAUGGUGUUAAUUCGGCUAGCAGUCGCAGUCAUUUAAUUGUUACUUUACAUCUAUCCCUUCUUGCCAACCAAGACUUACUCACUUCUAAAAUCACACUAGUCGAUCUCGCCGGGUCCGAAAAGAUUGAGUCCAGUAGUGAAGAGUACUUAUCCACCAAAAAACACCGACCAGAAAGAUACUUAGAAACAGCCACCAUUAACAAAAGCCUUCUCUACCUCAGCCGUAUUAUCUAUGCCCUCUCUUCCCCCGAAACCCGCUCCAAACACAUCAACUACCGCGACUCCAAACUAACUUUCAUUCUUCGUGACUCACUUAACGGCUUCGCCAAACUAGCCAUUAUCGGAGCCAUCAAUCUUGAAAACCUACCCGAAACUCGCAACACUCUCAAAUUCCUGAAUACCGCCAAACAAGUCAAACUCGGCUCCGACCGACUCCAAAACGAACUUACUAUGCAAAAGCUCAUUGCCCAAAUCCAGUACCUCAACACCGAAAACAUCCGCCUCCAACAAGCCCUCGACCAUCUCAAAGCCCCCGGCCAUCCCCUCCAAGCCCAUAUUUCCACCACCGAUUCCCUAACCACCACUUUAGAGCACCUACUUGACACUCUCACCAACCUCGAACACCAAGUCGACCAAAUCUCCCAAUCCUUCCAGCACACCCAAACUCUCAGCAACACCUUCCAAAAACAACUCUUCACCACCCUAUGCCAAUACCGCGAGUCCGAAAUAGAAAACCUCACCAACUUCCCCUCCUAA
Molecule: messenger RNA, 1257 nt
Organism: Nematocida homosporus
Lineage: Eukaryota; Fungi; Microsporidia
Exons: 1
Coding region: 1-1257 (418 amino acids)
Biological process (GO): microtubule-based movement
Cellular component (GO): microtubule; kinesin complex
Molecular function (GO): microtubule binding; ATP hydrolysis activity; ATP binding
Source: RefSeq, a predicted model, not a curated record